AAGAAAAUAUAAUUAAUCACUUUUGAGAAAAAUCAACUACCCUGCCUUGAGUAGUAUCAUCAAUUUUGGGGGUUUUGUUUGAUUUUUCUUACAAUGUCGUCUGCUAAUGGGGUGCAUCUUGAUAUUGGAGAUCAUCACGUGGUUAUGGACAACGGCAUACUUAAAAUGACGCUGUCAAAGCCAGGGGGAGUUGUUACUGGUAUACGAUAUAAUGGCAUCGACAAUUUACUUGAAGUUCUUAACGAGGAAGACAAUAGAGGGUACUGGGAUCUUGUGUGGAGUAAAGCUGGAAGUACUGCAACCACCGGAACAUUUGACAGAAUGAAAGGGACAAACUUCAAGGUUAUAGUGGAAAACGAGGAACGGGUGGAGAUCUCAUUCACUAGAAAAUGGAAUACCUCUCUCCUAGACAAACGUGUCCCUUUAAACAUAGACAUAAGGUUUGUAAUGCUGGAUAAUUCGUCAGGCUUCUACACAUACGCCAUUUAUGAGCACUUAAAAGAAUGGCCUCCUUUCAACCUUCCUCAGACUAGGAUUGUUUUCAAGCUCAGAAAGGACAAGUUUCAAUACAUGGCAAUAGCUGAUAACAGGCAAAGACACAUGCCUUUUCCCGAUGACCGGUUACCGCCUAGAGGCAAAGAGCUCGCAUUCCCUGAGGCUGUACUUCUUGUGAAUCCUAUCGAGGCAGACUUCAAAGGAGAGGUGGAUGACAAGUACGAGUACUCGUGUGAGAACAGAGAUCUGAAAGUGCAUGGUUGGAUAUGCAAGAAACCGGGAAUAGGGUUCUGGCAAAUUACACCCAGUAACGAGUUUCGAUCUGGUGGCCCUCUUAAGCAGAACCUAACCUCUCACGUCGGACCUAUUACCCUCGCUAUGUUUCUUAGUGCUCACUAUGCUGGAAAGGAUAUGGUGCUGAAAUUCCAAUCCAACGAACCGUGGAAGAAAGUUUUCGGCCCUGUUUUCAUUUAUCUCAAUUCCGUCCCUAAUGAAACUGAUCCACUUCAGCUUUGGGAUGAUGCUAAGAUCCAGAUGAUGAUCGAAGUACAAAGUUGGCCCUACAAUUUUAUUGCUUCCAAGGACUUUCCAUCCUCGGACCAACGAGGUUGCCUUAGUGGUAGACUGAAAGUGAGAGACCGGUAUAUAUCUGAAGAAGAUAUUGUAUGUGGAGAAGAGGCUCAAGUAGGCUUGGCACCACCCGGUAAAGUUGGAUCAUGGCAACUUGAAUCCAAGGGCUAUCAAUUUUGGACAAAAGCAGAUGAGAAUGGUUAUUUCUCCAUAAACGAUGUUCGUGUAGGUCAAUACAAUCUAUAUGCAUGGGUCCCUGGUUUCAUUGGAGACUACAAAAAUGAUCUUCUCAUUAACAUAACUGCAGGUUGUGAUAUUGACGUGGGUGAGAUUGUGUACGAACCUCCAAGAGAUGGACCAACACUGUGGGAAAUAGGCAUUCCUAAUCGCUCUGCUGCCGAAUUUUAUGUGCCUGAUCCUAAUCCUAAAUACGUAAACCCACUUUAUCUACAUCACCCAGACAGGUUUAGACAGUAUGGAUUAUGGGAAAGAUACGCCGAGUUAUAUCCUGACGGAGAUUUGGUUUACACAAUUGGUGUUAACGAUUAUACCAAAGACUGGUUCUUUGCUCAUGUUACCAGGAGAACAGAUAAGGACACAUAUGAAGGCACCACUUGGCAAAUAAAGUUUGAUCUUGACAAGCCUAAUUAUAAUAGCGAGACUCCUACUACUGUGGAUGCAACUUUUCAACUCCGCAUAGCCCUUGCCACUGCAAAUGCCGCUCAGUUAGAGGUUCGAAUAAAUGAUCAGAAUGCAAAUCCUCCUCUGUUUAGUACUGGAGAAAUUGGACACGACAACACAAUAGCUAGACAUGGAAUUCAUGGUGUAUACAGACUAUAUAGCAUAGGCAUACCAGGAUCGCUACUUGUUAAUGGAAAAACUAAUACAAUAUUUCUAACACAGGCCAACAACACCAGCCCCUUACAAGGAUUCAUGUAUGAUUAUAUUCGUUUAGAAGCUCCUCGAUCUACAGGACAUGACAUGUAUAUUUAAGUUUCUGUAUUAAUUCUAUGUAUACCUAUUAAUAAGGGCACCUUUGGAUCAUAUUUAGUGUGCUGUAGCUGUAUCAUAAUUUAUUGUAAGUUAGUGCACAUUGACACCACGUUUACUACUUUGUAUUCUAAUUUAUUUUAUUAAGUUGGACUAUAUAUUACUAUC
Humulus lupulus (European hop) is the source of this 2223-nucleotide messenger RNA. Its product is annotated as probable rhamnogalacturonate lyase B. The transcript is spliced from 15 exons. NCBI's taxonomy places the organism in Eukaryota, Viridiplantae, Streptophyta, Magnoliopsida, Rosales, Cannabaceae. Gene Ontology annotation, molecular function: carbohydrate binding; catalytic activity. The record is from RefSeq and is a predicted model, not a curated record. Gene Ontology annotation, biological process: carbohydrate metabolic process. Bases 94 to 2058 code for a protein of 654 amino acids.